This is a messenger RNA of Clonostachys solani, 3732 nucleotides long. Lineage: Eukaryota; Fungi; Ascomycota; Sordariomycetes; Hypocreales; Bionectriaceae. The record is from the annotation of a GenBank genome assembly.
AUGCCUCAGCCAGCGGACUACACGAUCGGCUGGAUUUGUGCGAUAAGAACAGAAUAUGUUGCAGCACGACAGUUUCUUGACGAAGAACAUGAAGGGCCACGAACUGUGUCAUCAUAUGAUAACAAUGCAUAUACACUUGGCAAAAUGAGAGAACACAAUGUUGUGAUCGCUGUGCUGCCUGAUGGCCAGUACGGCAUAUCCUCCGCCACCGGGGUCAUAAAAGACAUGAUACAUACCUUCCCCAAUAUUAGGAUCGGCCUCAUGGUUGGCAUUGGGGGCGGCGCGCCAAGCACAAAACACGACAUUCGUCUAGGCGAUGUUGUAGUCAGCGCUCCUUGGCAGGGAAAAGGCGGCGUGUUCCAAUACGACUUUGGGAAAACCAUUCAGGAUCAGAGCUUUAAAACGACAGGGUUUCUGAACCACCCGCCGGCCGUUCUACUCACAGCAGUCACAGUGAUUAGCGGUCAGUAUGAAAGUGACGGUCACAAUCUUGAACGAGAUAUUAGCAACAUACUUGAGAAGAAGCCAAGACUGCGGAAGACCUAUGGACGGCCAGAUCCAAACAGCGACAGACUCUACAAGGCUGGGACCAUCCACCCUAAGGAUAACGAAACAAAUUGCCUCGCAACUUGCGAUGGCCCGGGAAAUCUAGUUGUACGACGCCAGAGAACCAAGGACGAAGAUAACCCAGCGAUCCAUCACGGGUUAAUCGCCUCAGCUAACCAGUUGAUGAAAGACGCCUUGGUUCGGGACAAGCUUGCUACAGAGGAAGGUGUCCUAUGUUUUGAGAUGGAAGCGGCUGGAUUGAUGAGCCAAUUUCCUUGCUUGGUUAUUCGCGGCAUAUGUGAUUAUUCCGACUCUCACAAAAACAAAGAGUGGCAAGGCUACGCUGCUAUGGUGGCCGCAGCAUAUGUAAAGGAUCUCCUCGGCCGAGUUGCUCCAAGUAGGGUUCAAGCUGAAACGAAGCUGAGCAAUGUUCUGUCCGGCCUCUAUGAUGUCGCAACAGAACAGCUAGAAAUCACAAGGCAGCAGGUACAAGCCCAAAAGGAUUUAGCCAAGCAAAUGCUCACACAACAUGAACAAAAAUGCCACCAGCAAUUCCGCCUUACAGCUAGUGAUAGGGAUAUCACGUAUGAGUGGUACAAAAACCGAGUUGAGGAAAGAGUUGAAGGCACAUGCCUAUGGUUUCUUGAACAUGAGCAUUUCCAAGGAUGGAUGAACCGGAACUCUGGGCCCCUCCUUGUCACAGCCGACCCUGGCUGUGGAAAAUCCGUGUUGGCCAGAUAUUUAAUUGACCAUGGCUUACCACGAUCGGCAACCGUCUGUUAUUUCUUCUUCAAAGAUGGAGAUCAGAAUACGGCUCGGCAGAUGCUUUGCGCGAUACUUCACCAGUUGUUCUCUCAAAAUCCGGCUCUAAUCAAACAAGCAAUUCCGCAAUACGAUAAAGACGGACAAAGCUUAAUUGACUCUACCGAAUCACUUUGGAAGAUUUUACGAAGUUCUGUCCGAGAUCCUCAGGCGGGAUCUGUGAUCAUUGUGCUUGACGCCUUAGACGAGUGUGCACACACCGAGUUUGAGACUCUAGUACGGAAUAUAGAGACCCAGUUUCAAAGCAAAGAUUCAGAUACUGGCAAAUUGAGAUACCUUCUUACAUGUCGCCCUUAUGACCAAUUAGUGUCUCGAUUCUGCACUUUGUUGCGUGUUUUCCCAAAUAUCCACAUACCGGGAGAGGAGAAUUCAGAAACCAUUAGCCAGGAGGUAAAUCGCGUUAUCACACACCGAGUCAAUCAGUUGCCAGACAGUAUCUCCUCCGAGAUCAAGAAUCACCUGGAGAAAAGAUUACAUUUGACUAGCCAUCGUACCUAUCUCUGGGUGUACCUUGUGUUCGAUCAUUUAAAGAAAGGAAGCUUUAAGAAGACACAGAAGGGGGUUGACUCUGCUAUUAGCAACCUUCCGAGGAGUGUAAACGAGGCAUAUGAGCAGAUUCUCAAUACAUCCAAUAGAGAGGAACACCAAAUGGUUCGCAAAGUCCUAAGUAUUGUCUUAGCGGCAAGUCGGCCACUUACACUCAAGGAACUGAACAUGGCGACAAAUAUCGACUGCGAAACAAAAUCAAUACAAGAUAUUGACUUAGAGAACGAGGAUGAAUUCAAAACGCGCAUCAGAUCCUGGUGCGGAUUAUUUAUCUUGAUCUCACAAGGUCAUGUUUAUUUCCUUCAUCAAACAGCUCGCGAGUUUCUGAUCGCAAAUUCAAAUUCAACACCGCCUGUCAUCCCAUUUCCGACUCAAAAAUGGGAGCACUCAGUCACCAUCAAAAACGCGCAAGCCGUUCUUGCAGAACUCUGUGUCCUAUGUCUAGCACUGGCCGACUCCAAAGUCAUUCCGGCGACAGAUGAAAACAACGAAACAGUCAAGUCCAUGGAUAAGCUCCCCUUCUUUGUUUACUCAGCACGUAAUUGGGGCACUCACUUCCGCCAUGCUGGCAUUGCCGAGGACGCCGCUAUAAUACCUAAUGUUUUAAAGAUUUGUGAUCUAAGUGCAAAAGGCUACUUGGCAUGGUUCAAUAUCUAUUGGGGUCGUAAGCAUGAUAGCAGGAUCCCGCAGUUUUCACCUCUCAUGGUAGCCGCAUACUAUGGCCAUCAUCUGAUUGUUAGGUUAUUGUUAAAGAAAGACGCUGACUUGAACUUGAAAGAUGAUAUCUACCACCGAACACCACUCUUUUGGGCUGUUUUCGAUGGACACGAGGCUGUCGCCAAGCUGUUAAUAGAUGAGGGUGCCAACUUGGACUCUAAAGAUCGCAGUGGCCGAACACCACUCUCGUUGGCUAGUUACAAGGGGCAUGAGGCGGCCGCCAAGCUGUUGAUAGAUAUGGGCGCCGACUUAGACUUCAAAGAUCGCAAUGGCCGAACAGCACUCUCAUUGGCUAUUUUGGAGGGGCAUGAGGCGGUCGCCAAGCUGUUAAUAGAUAUUGGCGCCGACUUGAACUUCAAAGACCGCAGUUUUCGAACACCACUCUUUUUGGCUAUUUCCAGCGGGCAUGAGGCGGUCGCCAAGCUAUUAAUAGAUAAGAGCGUCGACUUGGACUCUAAAGAUCAUAACGGCGAAAUUCCACUCUCAUUGGCUGCUUCCUAUGGAUAUGAGGCGGUCGCCAAGUUGUUAAUAGAUAAAGGUGCCGACUUGGACUCGAAAGAUUCUGAGGGCCAGACACCACUCUCAUCGGCUACUCUCAACGGACAGGAGGCGGUCGCCAGGCUGUUAAUAGAUAAGGGCGCCGAGUUAAACUCGAAAGAUUUUAAUGGCCAGACACCACUCUCAGUAGCUGCUAGGAGGGGGAAAGUGGCUAUGUUCAAUCUGCUCCUAGCAACACAUGGUGUUAACGUUGAGUCGAGAGACAAUUGCGGCCGAACACCGCUCUCACAUGCUGCCUGGGCUGGCCAUGAUACAAUAGUAAAGUCUUUGAUCUCAGAUGAAAGGGUCGAAAUCGAUGGAAAGGAUUCUUUUGGUUCAACACCAGUAUCAUUAGCAGCGCGGCAUAAUCGCACACAAGUAACUGCGCGGCUCCUGGGUACAGGGCGUGUAGAUCCAGAUUCUCCAGAUCAUUCGGGGCGGACUCCGCUGUGGUACGCUGAACGAAGCAGAAAUUUCGCCAUCUCUGCAAUAAGGGUGAUUUUCAUGUUUGUUCAGACUGUCAUGGGCUUGGAGUACGUUGUUUGGGGGCAGAUCACUAGAUGA